UGAAAAGCAUUCAUGUCGCUGGCUUGGUGUUUACACGCAAUGUUUUGUUUGUUUUUGUAAUUUUCUACCAAAUAGAAUUUAAUAAUUAAAUUUACAGAUCAUAGAUAUGUUACACUGUGCAACAAAGUUGGUUAUGUAUUAACAAAAUGCCUUAUUAUUGUACGGUACCGCGGUGUACUUCGAUGGCCGGCAAAGCUAAAAAUGUUUCAUUCCAUCAAUUUCCAAGAGACGAAGAUCUAGCAAAGCUUUGGAAUAAAAUACUCAAACGUGGCAAGCCUUAUACAAAAUAUUCGAAAGUGUGUAGUUUACAUUUCACGCCAGAAGAUUACACUAUUACUAGCGGCCAAAAGAAUAAAGGACAGUGGAGAACACUCAGAAAAGAUGCUGUACCAUCAAGAAACUUGCCCACUGACUCACCCGUACCAUACCGAAGAAGGAACUCUUCCUGGACACCACCACCAACUACGAUUGAUGCCAGGAUGCAGCAACAGAUGGCCCAAGCUAUAUACGUCCAAACCAUGCUGGCGAUGCAGGCGGCCAGCAUCUCCGCACUCAACACCGAACAACCAUCACCGACUGAAGAAACAGACGCUCAAAUGUCAUCUCCCAACCCUAUCUCCUCAUCGCAUGAACGAGACGAAAUCAGUGAUAUCGCACACAUAGAAAACGAAUCUAUAAAUCUCGAACACUACACUAGCACAAAUAAAGAUUUAACACACACAGAUACAUUUAAAUGCGAACAAUGCUCAAAGUGCUUUAAAGAUCCCGACGUUUAUCUAUUACAUAAAAGAAGUCACACGAAAAAUAAUACGGACAACGAAACUGGUAACACUGAAGAAAUGUUAAAAGCGAAUCCUAUUUUAGCGAAUCUCCUCAGAUCAACCGGGCCACAGACUUCGAUAAGGAACGACACGAACGGCGUCUUCGACGUGAAAAAUGUCAAAAGCAUAGAAAAUCAAAUAAUGUCAGCGCUGACAGCUAACAUGGAGAAUUAUUUGAGAAAUCUCUCAACCAUUAUGACGAAUGGCAACACCGAUGACGUUGAAAAUGAACAGAAUUCUGAGAACGGAACCGAUUCAGAUUCAAAAGGAGAUUUAAUUUCUAACUGUGAUAAACAAGACUUGUACGACUCAAAUUUAAUUAUAGACGAAGAUUCCUUGACUAAGCACUGAGAAAUUAUAAUUAUAAUAUUUUUUUUUAGUAUAUAAGACAUCACGACUGAGUUCUUUCGACUAUUUUGUAAUCUAGAUUAAUAGAUGAUUAUUACCCACCUUUAGUGAUAGUGCUAAGAUGUAUAUUUUUCUAAUAUAGUAAUGCGUGUGAAUAGACACAACUAUUUCCUACUAUAUAAACUUGAGACUGAUUGGAGCUUAAAUCAUGUAUUCGGUGUAAAAUGUAAACAAUGUAACAGUUAUUUCAAAUUCUAUUGACCUUGGUAUCAGCAAAUUAACCACCUGAAGGUGACCACCACAUCUUAUGAACAUUGGAUCUGGAAGAAAUUUUAACCAUAACAUUGCUAUGUGCCAUGAACUUGGUAACUGAGAUGUUAUGUCCCUUGGGUCUGUAGUUUCACGGACUCACUCACCCUUCAAACUGGAACGUAAUAAUCAUCAGUAUUGCUGUUCGACUACUAUCCACAUAAGCUGGCCCGAAUACUGUUUUUUAAUUACCUAAUAUUAAUAAUUAAAUAUUUAAAACUUAUGGAAACUUAAAUGUCAUGUCCCUUGUGCCUGUAGCUACACUGACUCACACACUUUUAGACCGGAACACAAUAAUACUGAGUACUUCUGAUUGGUAGUAGAAUAUCUGAUGGGUGGGUGGUACCUACCCAGACGGGCUUGCACAAGUAUGCAUUGUUUACACUUUACACAAAUGAUGAUGAAAUACCCACCAUUGAAACUAUCUCCCUAUAUAUGGAUCUCGGUAUUUAGAAUUUUUAAAUAGGAACUUAGUGCCUUAGAACGUUUAGUAAUCGUAUGGAUGUAAUUAUACUAAGGACUCGCUCGAAAUUCGAUAGUUGUUAAUUAUAGCAAGUAAGUUAUUAUAUGACACGAAUGUAUCGAAACAGACCAAUUAUACAAUUUACUUUUCAUUUGUAUCGCUUUAUUUGGUGAGAUGUCAAAUAAAAUGUCCGACCA
This is a messenger RNA of Vanessa tameamea, 2138 nucleotides long. RefSeq lists its product as uncharacterized. The transcript is spliced from 4 exons. NCBI's taxonomy places the organism in Eukaryota, Metazoa, Arthropoda, Insecta, Lepidoptera, Nymphalidae. The coding region runs from base 147 to 1172 and encodes 341 amino acids. The record is from RefSeq and is a predicted model, not a curated record.